Molecule: messenger RNA, 3293 nt
Organism: Daucus carota subsp. sativus
Lineage: Eukaryota; Viridiplantae; Streptophyta; Magnoliopsida; Apiales; Apiaceae
Product: histone-lysine N-methyltransferase CLF
Exons: 17
Coding region: 109-2937 (942 amino acids)
Biological process (GO): heterochromatin formation
Cellular component (GO): PcG protein complex; nucleus
Molecular function (GO): protein binding; histone H3K27 methyltransferase activity; chromatin binding
Source: RefSeq, a predicted model, not a curated record
CUUCAAAGAGGCAGCACUGCAGCAGAGGCAAAACUGAGAAUACAAUCUAGGGCUUGAAAAUUGAGCCCUCUUUUGGGAUUGUAUCUCAAUUUUCAAUUCACCAUUCUAAUGGCUCCUCCUAAUACAAUUGACCUUCACAUUCCGUCCGAAUCUAUGCCGCCGGCAAUGUCGCCGUCCGACUCUUCCUCCGGUACCAGAUCAGAUUCUCCUCCACCGAGCCAGGGACUGCAAGAAAGAGGUUUGGCAGCUUCUAAAGUUUCUCUAGUUAUCAAUUCUGUAAAGAAACGGCUUUUUGCGCAAAGAUGUGUCCAUGUAAAGAUGAGAAUGGAAGAAAAUAAACAGAAGAUGGCUGAUCUCACCAACAAUUUGCUAACGUCUGCACAAGAAAGAGGAUACCUCAGGGGUGAUGAGAGUAAUGCUAACAUUGAUCUACUAUCAAAGAGGCAGAAAUAUGCAGUUGAUAUGCACAACGGAAUAGAGAAAAAUAACGGGGAUGAUGACAACAAUACUUCUCAAGAUGAUGGAUAUGGAUCUGUAAUUCUUUUAGGAUCUAGUAUAGCAGUAAAGAAUGCUGUUCGUCCCAUCAAGCUCACAGAAGUUAAGAAAUUACCAACAUACACCACUUGGGUUUUCUUAGACAGAAACCAGAGAAUGACAGAAGAUCAAUCUGUUUUCGGUAGAAGAAGAAUUUAUUAUGAUCAAAGUGGAGGUGAAGCGCUUAUCGCUAGUGACAGUGAUGAAGAAGUUGUUGAUGAAUUCGAGGAAAAGAAAGAAUUUAAGGAUUCUGAAGAUUACAUACUUAGAGAGACAAUCAACGAGGUUGGCUUAUCUGAUGCUGUUUUGGAUUCACUGGCACAGUGUUUUUCUAAACAACCUUCUGAAGUCAAGGCAAGAUAUGAAGCUCUUGUGAAGAGGGAAACCCUUGCUACUAGUGCAGACUCAAACAUUUUACUCAGUGAAGAGAUUCCAAGUUCAUAUCUUGAUAAAGAUCUUGAUGCUGCUUUGGAUUCAUUUGACAAUCUAUUUUGCCGUCGAUGUCUUGUCUUUGACUGUAGAUUGCAUGGGUGUUCACAGGAUCUUAUCUUUCCUGCUGAGAAACAACUUCCAUGGACCUGUCCAGAAACGGAAAGCAAGCCAUGUGGUCCUCAUUGUUAUCGCGUGGCCUUAGAGUCAGAACGUAAAGCUACAGUGAAUUCUCCUGUGAGGGUGGUUGGCAAAGAUUUAGGUUUACCAUGUACUGAUGUUUCUGGCUCUCAACUAUCAAGAGGACUAUCUGCUGGUGUAUCUUUAAGGAGGAGGUCUAAGUCUGUCCAAAGUGAAAGUGCUACAUCAAAUGGAAUAAAUGUAUCAGAAAGCAGCGACUCAGAAAGUAAACGUCGACGGGACGUCACUGCUACUCGCACUUCACUAUCACCAUCAAACACUAAGCUUGUUGAGAAGCGUGAGGUUCAUAAGAGAAAUAGCAGCAGAUUAGCUGAGCAUGUUAUUAAUAUGAGAAAAAAGCAGAAAAAAAUGGUGACAACUUCAGAUUCUGAUUCUCUUGCUAGUGCUAGUCCUGGUUCUGGCGAUACAAAUACCCAUUCCAUCUUGCGAAAAGAGAACGAAGAUGCUAGUUCUUGUUCACAAAAAUUUAUAUCUUCAAAUACUAGACGAUCUACAAGGAAAGGUUCGCCAGCUCUAAAUGGUGAUAGGUUACUCCAGCAUAAAGUUAUUGACUCUCUCAGUACUGGAAUGAAUAGUGGUCAACCUCUGCCUAGCAGUGAUAACACCUUGAAGAAAGGGGAAUUCGUGGAUGAGAGCAGUUGUAAAGAAGUCAUUGAUGUUACAUCAUGGAAAACUGUAGAAAAGGCUCUAUUUGCCAAAGGUGUGGAAAUAUUUGGCAGGAACAGCUGUUUGAUAGCAAGGAAUGCUAUGAAUGGAUUAAAGACAUGUUCAGAGGUGUUUCACUAUAUGAAUCACUCUGAGAACAAGCUAUCCUCUGAAGAAGGCAAUGGUUUAAAUCCUCUGGCUGAGGGCUCUUCUAAGGGCGAUGGCAAUGAAAAUAUGGGUACUCAAUUAAGAAGAAGAUCAAAAUACCUACAUAGGAGAGGUAGAGUUCGGCGCUUGAAGUACACAUGGAAGUCUUCUGGUAGCCAUUCAUAUAGGAAACGUAUUUCGGAUGCGAAAGAUCAACCUUGUCGACAAUAUAAUCCAUGUGGGUGUCAGUCUGCUUGCGGGAAGGACUGUUCUUGUUAUUUGAAUGGAACCUGUUGCGAGAAGUACUGUGGAUGUCCAAGGACUUGCAAACACCGAUUCAGAGGCUGUCACUGUGCCAAAAGUCAAUGUCGAAGUAGACAGUGUCCAUGUUUUGCUGCCAGUAGGGAAUGUGAUCCUGAUGUUUGCCGAAAUUGCUGGAUCAGUUGUGGAGAUGGUACUCUUGGCAUCCCCUGGCAACGAGGUGAUAAUUAUGAAUGCAGGAACAUGAAGCUUCUUCUAAAGCAACAGCAAAGGGUGUUACUUGGAAGAUCUGAUGUAUCUGGUUGGGGAGCUUUCUUGAAGAAAAGUGUUGUUAAACAUGAUUAUCUUGGAGAGUACACCGGGGAACUGAUCUCACACCGGGAAGCUGACAAACGUGGCAAAAUAUAUGACCGUGUAAAUCACUCAUUUCUGUUCAACCUGAAUGAUCAGUACGUGCUUGAUGCUUAUAGGAAAGGGGAUAAAUUGAAAUUUGCAAAUCAUUCGCCAGAACCCAACUGCUAUGCAAAGGUUAUGAUGGUGGCUGGUGAUCAUAGGGUUGGUAUAUUUGCAAAGGAAAAGAUUUGUGCUGGAGAAGAACUAUUUUAUGACUAUCGGUACGAGGCAGAUAGAGCACCUGAAUGGGCCAAAAAACCAGAGUCCUCUGGUACCAAAAAAGAUGACCAUACCCCUUCAAAUGGCCGAGCUAAAAAGAUCGCUUGAAAUCAAUUUUGUUGACUAUCUUUUUAAAUAGAAGUUUCAUGCACAUUUCCUUUUUAAAGUAACUUGUGGAGGCCUCUUUUACCUGGAGAUUUUCGCGUUUCGUUACUCCACCGAGACUUUGUUCAACUUGUAUUUUAGUUUUGGGGUGUCCCAGCUCCCAAAACAAGAUGGGAUUUAGCAGGUAGAAUGAUUUAAAGCUCGAUAAAAAGGUAUUUAACCCAAAAAAUUGAUGUCAACAGACUUCUAGCUGUGUUCAUUGUCUAGACUCAAAGAUAUUGACUUUGUAAUUAGUUUGUUUUUAAAUCCUGGGUUUAUGUACUGAACUAAAUAUUUCAAUGGAUUCAAACUUUCUUAUA